Molecule: messenger RNA, 1520 nt
Organism: Aedes albopictus (Asian tiger mosquito)
Lineage: Eukaryota; Metazoa; Arthropoda; Insecta; Diptera; Culicidae
Product: homeobox protein HEX homolog pha-2-like
Exons: 3
Coding region: 253-1197 (314 amino acids)
Biological process (GO): regulation of transcription by RNA polymerase II; cell differentiation
Molecular function (GO): DNA-binding transcription factor activity, RNA polymerase II-specific; RNA polymerase II cis-regulatory region sequence-specific DNA binding
Source: RefSeq, a predicted model, not a curated record
UCGAUCGCAGCCGGACUAACUUGGUGGUGUUUGAUCAUACAGUGUUACAGUGUCGUGUGGCAGUGCUUUUUGAACAUUCCUGGUAUUCGGAUGAACGAUUUGUUCGUUUAUCUCACCGAUAGGGACCAGCGUUGUGAUUGAUUUUGAUGUGAUAGGCUUUUAAUUUUCGCGAAAAGGUGUUGUUUUGGGUUGAAGAAUUGCGAAAUUAGCCAAACUGAUUGUGAAGCCGUUUUCCGGCCACGUGCGACUUCGAUGAAGAUGGGAUCUUCAAAGAGGAAAUCAUCGUUCAGAAUCGAUGACAUCCUCCACCAGCAAGCAGAACAGCAGCAGCAGAUGAUCUUCCAGCACCAGCUCGUUCAGAACAGUGUGCUCAAACAGCUCACGGACAUGAGCACAGCACAGCCCAGUUCUUCCACACCGACGUCGACCUCACCGGAGUACUGUCCCAAUGGACCGAGGUCGUCGUCUUCACCUCCAGCUUCGCCCGUGCCGGAACAUCCGACUGGUCCGGAAUCGCCGAAAAAGCCCACUGCGCUGUACCCGAAUCUACUGGAUUUUCAGAAAACCAACUUUCCACUUCACCUGCAGUUCGGAAUGUCUUCCUUCAACCCGGCAGCGCUUAAUCCAGCAGCAUUCAAUGCUGCUUAUCUGGAACAGUAUGCGAACAUGCUGCACAAAGCAUCUCCUCGAAUAUUCCCAUUCUACCCGCCACACUACAGCUAUCUGCUUCCGCCGUGUGGUUCCAAGCGCAAAGGUGGACAGGUGCGAUUCACCCCUCAGCAAACCCAAAGCCUUGAGCGACGAUUUUCCAACCACAAGUACCUUUCGCCCGAGGACCGCAGGCAUUUGGCUGUUCAGCUGAAGCUUAGCGACCGGCAGGUCAAAACAUGGUUCCAGAACCGCCGCGCCAAAUGGAGACGUGCCAACAACGGAGGUCAAACGUCGGAUUCGCCCGUCGACCUGGGGGCCGACAGUGUACAUAAAUCGUCACACUCCGCCACCGUUACGUCAUCCGCCAAUUCACCCGCAGAUCCGAUGAAGAAAUACUCGAAUGACUAUCGUGCAACCUCGAAUAGCAGACCCGCAGAACCGUACGAUUGCAAGAGUUCCGAAAACUACUCGGAGCAUGAAACCUCCAGCGAAGGCGAGGACAGCAGCUACGAGGACGGGGGAGCCUCGCCCAUCAAUGUUAUUUAAGUUAAGCUUUAUCUAUACUGAAAUUCAAAUAAAUUAUUCAACUUCUCACGCGGACAGACACGGUGUCGUCUAACCUACUUCAUUCCGAGACUCCGCUAGGUCUAACGAAUUGGCGAGACGACCUUUGGUUAGCUGAAAGUACACGGUUGCUACGAUUGAUAAGCUCUCCACUUCACCGCAAAUACACAGUAGGCACUGCACCUUGCCGUUCGUGGAAACAUCAUCAGGCAAUUAAUCACGGUCGAUUGCUCAUUCCUUUUCUAACCUUCUUUACAUCGUUUAUUCAUUAUUUUGACGCUGUGAUAACGCAAAAUUCACCCAUA